This is a messenger RNA of Schistocerca nitens (vagrant locust), 910 nucleotides long. RefSeq lists its product as uncharacterized. NCBI's taxonomy places the organism in Eukaryota, Metazoa, Arthropoda, Insecta, Orthoptera, Acrididae. The record is from RefSeq and is a predicted model, not a curated record. Bases 5 to 607 code for a protein of 200 amino acids. The transcript has 4 exons.
CACCAUGCGGGCGACGGCAGCGGCAGCGGCAGCGGCGGUGGCGGCGGCGGCGUGUCUGCUGGUGGUAGCCCGGGCGAGCGACGAGAGAGAAUAUUUCUUUUACAUUGAAGAAAUGGAUAGCACAACUGCAGGAGAUUAUGUAAAGAUUCCAGAGAUGGAUGUGGUGAAGUUAAGUAAAGAGUGUUCCUACUUAGAUGGAUCUCUCAUUAUACAGAAGGAUCUACCAGACAACACAAUGAUUGAGAUCUCUCCAGAGAAGCUUGUAAGCAAUUCAUGGAAUGCAUUGGCACCUACUGGUCCUAUGAAACUGUGUGAGUAUAUGGAGCAACAGAAGUCAAAGAUGGAGAUGAUCUGGCGUGCCAGCAAUUUUACUAGGGAGUGUCCUGUUCUCAAGAAUGAUGUUAUUCUCAAUCAAUUCACUGUAAUGGAAACUGUUUUCCCAAAGAAACUUGAUGGAGAUGAAUGGAGAGUAGUUAUAGUCCUUACAAUUGGCACUAAAGAAAUACUAAGUCUUAAAAUCCAUGUUAUUAAGCUUCCAAUUGAAAAGAAAAAAAAGUGUGAAGAGUUGGAGGAUGAGGAUGAAGAGGAGGAGGAGGACGACGAAUAACAUUACUAUACUGAACAAAGAUACACAGUGUACAUUGUAUUGAAAAUAAAACCAUAAUUAUUAAUGUUUUAUCAUCAUUAUUUUAAUUAAGAUUACUAAUAUUCUAUUAAUUGAACUAAUUGCUUCUCUUUUGUAUUUCACCAUUUAUGGGUUCAGAAUGUGGCAAAUUCCAUACGAGAAAAGCAAGUGCUUUUGUUCAAAGGUAUUCAUGGGGCUCAAUGAUGUAACAGUUGUUACCAAUGACACUUAAGCAAAUGAUGCAACUUGUUUUUAGGCAAAUGGAAAAAUUAUACACAUAAUUGU